Messenger RNA from Suillus subaureus, 2676 nucleotides. RefSeq lists its product as uncharacterized. The transcript has 10 exons. Gene Ontology annotation, cellular component: actin cortical patch. The coding region runs from base 53 to 2503 and encodes 816 amino acids. The record is from RefSeq and is a predicted model, not a curated record. Gene Ontology annotation, molecular function: phosphatidylinositol binding; ubiquitin binding. Lineage: Eukaryota; Fungi; Basidiomycota; Agaricomycetes; Boletales; Suillaceae. Gene Ontology annotation, biological process: endocytosis; actin cortical patch localization; actin filament organization.
GGCCUGUAGCCCUCAUCAAUCUACUCCCAGCUCUUUUCUUUCUUUCCUACCAAUGAAGAAACUUUUUGGGCGCGACAAAGUGAAACAGCAAAAGGUGAUCUCGCACAGAGAUGUCGACGUUGUCAUCGACGAUGAUGCACUACUUGUACGCCCCAAACGACCUUCAGAGGACCACCGUGACUGGGAGGUGCUAUCUGAGCCCCCUGUCCCUUCUAGUCCGUAUCCUCAGUUUGCAGUGCCUCCGAUGUCACCGAGCCGCUCGUCUUCCCUAGCUUCGAUUCCACCUGUAAUAUUACCCGCGCGUUCCAGCAGUCCAUACAGCGCUACAAGUCACACCACCACUGUACCUACGCCCACGCCCACACCCACGCCUACGCCCACCCCUCAGACUAACCCAAACCCAACCCAUACUGUGCGGAGAGACGGACGCAGGAUCCAGAAGCCACAGGCCGUGCCUGCUGCACUUGGUAUACUGAAGUCACUCGAUCCGCAUCUGGAGCAUGCCUUGCAACAGACGCACCCGCACCAUGUUCACGAAGUACCAGACGAUUCUUUUCCAGUUGAACACAGGGACAGGGCAGAGAAGAAGGAGAGGAAGAGUUUCUGGGAUGGGAUUAUCAGGGACAGGGACAGGGACAAAGACAAGGACAAGGACCGCGGACGUGAUAAAGAGCGUGAAACUCGUGAGAAGGAAAAGGAAAGAGAAAGGGAAAGGGACAAAGAUGGACGAGAUCGCAUUUGGCGCGAGGAAGACAAUCCCUCAGAGCUGACGCGUAUGAUCGGGUACCUUACGGCGACCUCAUCGGAGGACUGGACACUUGUGCUCGAGGUCUGUGAGCGUGCAUCUGCUACUGAAGCAAAUGCCAAGGAGGCUAUGAAAGCCCUUCGGAGGGAAUUCAAAUAUGCAGAGCCUAAAUCUCAAUUAUCUGCUGCUAGGUUAUGGGCAAUAAUGCUCCGGAACGCGUCCGAUAUCUUUCUAACUCAGAUCAGCUCCCGUAAAUUCAUUGACACCCUGGAGGACGUGUUAACGAGCUCAAGAACAAGUCCUGUCGUCAGAGAACGACUAAUGGAGGUACUCGCAGCUGCCGCCUUCAUCACUAACUCACGUCCCAACCCCUCGCCCAAAUCUGAACCAUCGCCUUUCUCGCUUAAAGAUCGCGACCGUGAUAGGGAUGGUUUCCGUGCCCUGUGGAUGCGAUUGAAACCCACUGAUAAGCCCGAUGUGGGGGUUCCCUUCGAUACCGAAGAUGCUAUGUUUAGCCCCCCUAUAGUGCCUACGCGUCCACCAAUAGAGGAGCGGCCGUCGAGGAAGAGUCUCCACCAACGCGGUGUCAUUCCUCCAGAAGAGGACAUGAAGCGCCUAUUCCAGGAAUGCAAGAUCGCGAAAGGAAAUGCGACUGUCCUUAGCGAGAUGCUUGCAUACGCGAAACCAGAACAAAUGGAAGGGAGCCUGGUACCGGAAUUUUUGGCGAAGUGUCGCGGGUCGCAAGAACUCAUAUAUACCCAAAUUCCGUGGGCAUCUGCAGGCGCUGAACGGUCGCGCAAUGAGCGAGAAAGGAAUGCAGAAGGAAAUGGACGUACGAAAUCGCAGCCUGAUAUCCAAUUCAGUUCUCCGCCGAGUCGAGAUUACCAUGGCAUGGACGCUAACUUUUAUCUUAAUGCAGAGGGAGAGGAACAAACUUUGGAGGAGGAGCUUCUUGGCGCAUUGCUUGAUGCGAAUGAGGCAUUGAUUGGGGCGUUGAGAAUGUAUGAUGAUAUCAUGCGGGUUGUGGAGGAGCAGGUGGCUGUAGAGAUCAGUAGGCGGGAUGUGAAGAUGGACCGAAGACACAUGGAAAAUGAGUACCUCGGUGACUCUUAUCCUGAUUAUGGAGGCGGCUCCUCACGCACACCGUCACCAAUGCCAUCACCACCUGGUUCGCCCCGCCAACACGACCUACCUCCCGUUGUUCCCUCACAAACCCACCCACUUCCUCGGGUCCCUCCUGCGCUCUCCCCUGCCCAUUCGUACUAUAGUUCUCCACCGCAGAAUAUGAGCACACCAACACUACUUGCACCGCCGCCUCCCCCCGUGGGUCCUCGUUCUCCUGCAUUCCCGUCACGCCCACCCUCACCAGAUAGGGGUGGCCUUGUGCGUCCGUCAAGGGGGAACUCACUGGAAAAUACGGGUGGUGCUUUGGACCGGUUGCACAUGGACGAAAACGAUGUGGAGGAAGAAGAGGUCAAAUCUCCCAUACGACCAAGCGCGAAGGCGCUUGGGAAGAGGAGGAUCGUGGAAGAAGUCGAUGAUGAACAACACGACUCGAGUGAUUUGUACUACAAGCCAAGGCGUGAAUCGGUUGUAUUUGACUCGGAUGAGGAGGUACGCGGCGGGGAUCAUGCUAAUGCAAUGUGGCCUCGAAGACAGCCUACGCAGUUUGUAUAUGACGCGGCUGCUGAGCGCACGGCGCAACAUCUGCGGGAGGGUAGGGUGAAUGUUCAAGUUGCUGCAAAUGGGGUUCAUUAGGGUCUUUGAUAAUUGUGGUCCUUUUAAUCGGUCUCGAACUUCAAUUGAAGUGUGGUUAGAGGAGCUGUUCAUUUUAUUUCGUUCUUCAUCAUAUCAUGUUCAACCAAUUUGUACGCUAGCUUCUGUAGUAGUCAAUCAUCCAACCCUGCUAUUUAUGUUUUUUGAACUGUCCU